GCCGCGGCCUGGGACUGGGAUCCGAGGGGGUGCGGCCUCCCGGCGGCCGCGGCUCCCCUGAGUAGCGGUGACUGCAGCGCGGGCGGGCGAGGUCAGCGGACGCCGCCGGCGGCCGGCCGUGUCGGCCGCGGGAUGAGGAAGCGGACCGAGCCCGUCGCCUUGGAACAUGAGCGCUGCGCCGCCUCGGGCUCGUCCUCCUCCGGCUCGGCAGCCGCGGCGCUGGACGCUGACUGCCGCCUGAAGCAGAACCUGCGCCUGGCGGGCAAGAGGCCGGCAGAGCCGCGCUGCGCCGCGGACGCGGGCAUGAAGCGGGCUCUGGGCAGGCGAAAGGGCCUAUGGUUCCGACUGAGGAAGAUACUUCUCUGUAUUCUGGGGUUGUAUGUUGCCAUUCCAUUUCUCAUCAAACUAUGUCCUGGGAUACAGGCCAAACUGAUUUUCUUGAAUUUUGUGAGGGUUCCUUAUUUCAUUGACUUGAAAAAACCACAGGAUCAAGGUUUGAAUCACACGUGUAAUUACUACCUCGAGCCAGAGGAAGACGUGACCAUUGGAGUCUGGCACACUGUCCCCGCUGUCUGGUGGAAGGACGCCCAGGGAAAGGACCAGAUGUGGUACGAGGAUGCCUUGGCUUCCAGUCACCCUAUCAUCCUGUACCUGCAUGGGAAUGCAGGCACAAGAGGAGGCGACCACCGGGUGGAACUUUACAAGGUGCUGAGUUCCCUUGGUUAUCAUGUGGUCACCUUUGACUACAGAGGUUGGGGUGACUCGGUAGGAACGCCAUCGGAGCGGGGCAUGACAUAUGACGCACUCCAUGUUUUUGACUGGAUCAAAGCAAGAAGUGGAGACAACCCUGUGUAUAUUUGGGGUCAUUCCCUAGGCACUGGAGUGGCGACAAAUCUGGUGCGGCGCCUCUGUGAGCGAGAGACACCUCCAGAUGCCCUUAUAUUGGAAUCUCCAUUCACUAAUAUACGUGAAGAAGCUAAGAGCCAUCCCUUCUCAGUGAUAUACCGAUACUUCCCUGGGUUUGACUGGUUCUUCCUCGACCCCAUUACAAGCAGUGGAAUUAAAUUUGCAAAUGAUGAAAAUGUGAAGCACAUCUCCUGCUCCCUGCUCAUCCUGCAUGCCGAGGACGACCCGGUCGUGCCCUUCCAGCUUGGCAGAAAGCUCUACAACAUCGCCGCUCCAUCCCGAAGCUUCCGAGACUUCAAAGUUCAGUUUAUCCCCUUCCAUUCAGACCUCGGCUACAGGCACAAGUAUAUCUACAAGAGCCCUGAGCUUCCACGGAUACUGAGGGAAUUCCUGGGGAAGUCAGAACCUGGGCGCCAACACUGAGUCUUGCUGCCUGAAGGAGCAUGAAGACCUCUGCCCUCCUCUCCUUUGCUCCAGCCAGCCUGGCACCCUGGAGCCCAGGGGUGCCAGCAUCUUCAAUACCCCUGGAGAGAGGACUUGGAUGCCAGCUGGGCAGGUGGAGGAGACCCAGCAAACCUGAGGCACCUGUCUUGGGUGGCUGGGAGCAUGGAUCUUUGUGGAAAACACAGGUUGCAGGCAUGGGAUCCCCUCUCCCUCUUGUUGCCACUCAACCCGAGCUCUCAUUGGGAAGACAGUGACAGAGCAGGCCAGCCGCCAGCUGGUCUAUCCUGCACUUGCUGAGCUGGGCACAGGGAGCCUGGGGCAGGAGGCUUGGGGUCUUGGGACCACACUGAGCUUUCCAGCAUCACUGGUAAGAUCGUGGGGAGAUGGGUUCUGUCCCUUCCCAGCCCACACAGAAUGGAUUCUAAUGGUCCCAUCAGCAGCCCCCCCAACCCAGGGCACCCUGCUUGCCUACCUUGGCGGUCCCUGCCUCCCUGGGCAGGUCCCACUGCUCACAGCGGGGGAAGUGCCUGUGACCUGUACUUCCUCCACUUUCUGCCCACCUUUCCGCCUAACCUGGCCUUAGACUGAGCAUUUAUUUAAGAAUAAAAUCGUGGUGGUGGUCUAUCUGCUGUGUUCUCAGUGACCCCUCCAGCUAUUUUCAGGUCAUGCUCAGAGCCGAGCCUGUGGGAGGAGGGGCAGCUCUGUAAGGCCAGGGAUCCUGGGCCUUCCUUUCCUCCUUCUAGAUGUGGAGGCCCGUGCAAGGAGGGGCAUUGUCCCAGGGCAAGGUAUGUUCAUGGGGGAGGACCCCUUCUCCAGAGGGGACAGGGAGCGUUUUCCUAAAAUACAGGCCCCUUUCAACUUCACGCUGUAGCAAGCUUACUGGAUGUUGGUAUUGGUUGGCAGCCUCCAGGGUUUCACCCACAGACGCCAAGCGAGCCCUGGCAUGAGUCCGUGGAAGGACGUGGGGCGCUGGAGUAGGAGGUUUCCAGUUCUGGUCCAUGAGCACCGCCUUGUUCACUUACUUGGGGAAAGGGAGUGUUGUUCAGCUUUUUGUCAAAUCAGUCUCCCUGGACUUCUGCUGCCCCCACUUGGCACCCUCUGAGGAUCCUGCUUCUCAACAGCCCCGGCGCUGGUGAAGGGCCAGAUUCUCACAUCCCGGCUAAGUAACCAGAGAGUGAGAACUGUGUGGUUUAGUAAGGGGCUUUCAGGCUGGCCCCACAGAGGACUGUCCUACCCCUGCGGCUCAGAUAUAUAGAGGCGUGAUGCACAACAGAGGAUGAAAGCCCACCUGGGACCCACUUCCCCUGAUGGUUGGACUCUCCCCACCAGGGUCCUAAGGCUCUGGGACUUUGUGGUCUUGGCAGAUCAGAAAUUCCCCUGGGGUUACAGGGAGCCUAGUUCACCAGCCUGUUCUUUAAGGUCUGUGGCCACUCUUGGCAGCUGUGGGCAGGCUGUGGGGCCGAGGUGCCAAGGCAGGUGACAGCUUUUCUUUUCUGAGGUACCUUCAAGCUGCCUACAGUGAUUCUCACAUGGGGGAAACCAUGCCUUUCCUAAAGGGGUUGAAGCAUGAACAGACUCUCCUGAGUUCAGUUUAUGUCUUCCUUCCUUUGGACGGGUUCCCCUGGCAUCAGAUUUGGGUGUGUGCACUACCUGCAAGACCCCACCCCAUCCCCGGGGUGAGACAUAAGCCCCUUCCUAUAGCACGUUCCUAUGUAACUGCUCGCAUGAUGUGCCCCCUGGGCCCGAGUAGCCCCCCGAGGCUUGCUCUUUCAGCCCCGUGACUGAGGCCCCAAGUCAGAGCUGCCCUCCCACCCCACUUCAGCCAGAUGCAACCCACCCACCCUGCCUGGGCUGGAAGCUUCCUCCUGUUCUGUGUUGUGUGUGUGUGUGAGCCAUGUGAGAGGAUAUGAAGUAAAAUAUAGGCUGUUGGUAUUUUGAUAGGUGCUCUAGAAAGCACUGAUAGGGAUGGUGAGCUGCUGGGCCAUCGGAUUGUCUAAUUAAGUCCAAAUGCCUUCACCUGCUGGUCUCAGAUUAGUAACUAAACUGUGGGCUAGGAAAGAUGUAAUCUCUGCUGAUCACAAAACCAAUCCUUGAAUAAAAAAAAAAAAAAAAA
Molecule: messenger RNA, 3463 nt
Organism: Enhydra lutris kenyoni (northern sea otter)
Lineage: Eukaryota; Metazoa; Chordata; Mammalia; Carnivora; Mustelidae
Gene: ABHD12
Product: abhydrolase domain containing 12
Exons: 13
Coding region: 133-1329 (398 amino acids)
Biological process (GO): monoacylglycerol catabolic process; phosphatidylserine catabolic process
Cellular component (GO): endoplasmic reticulum membrane
Molecular function (GO): monoacylglycerol lipase activity; phosphatidylcholine lysophospholipase A1 activity
Source: RefSeq, a predicted model, not a curated record